AUGAGCGGAGCACCGAACGAAAUCAAGGUCCUCGGCCUUCACGGCAAAGGCACCAGCGCCCAAAUCUUCAAAUCCCAGACAGCCGCAUUCCGCCACAGGCUCCCUGAGCAAUUCAACUUCACUUUCAUCGACGCACCACAUAUCUGUGACCCAGCCCCGGCGACCGACAUCCUCUUCACUUCCAAUCACUAUGGUUGGUACCACAUGCCGGCCACCCCCGAGGUCCUGCGAUCUGCCCACGCCAUCCUCGAUGCCUACCUCGCCGAGCACGGGCCCUUCGACAUCGUCAUGGGCUUCUCACAGGGCUGCGCCGUCAUCAGCAGCUACAUCCUUUACCACCAGCGCGAGAAACCCGGCGUUGAGCUCCCCUUCAAGGGUGCCGUUUUUAUCUGUGGCAGCGUGCCGCUGCCGGCACUACGCGACCUAGGCGUGAAUGUGACGAAGCGGACUGAGGAGGUGCAUCAGACAUCCAUAGAGCAGCUGGGUAAGCGGACAACGGAAUUGCUGAAGUUAGCCCAGAACCUUAAGAAUGUGGGGCCCGGCGCGGGAACAAAGGUGUGGGAUGAUAAGACGGGUCUGGUGCAUGACCCGGAGGAGAAGCUCAGGACGAGCGAUGUGUAUGGGCUGGAUUUCACGAAGAUGGCGGAGGACUUGUUAGUUCAGAUCCCGACGGUGCAUAUUUACGGCGCCAAGGACCCGCGCUGGCCGUGCAAUCGACACCUGGAGUAUUUCUGCAUGAAGAAGAAGGUGUUCGAUCAUGGCGGUGGACAUGAAAUUCCAAGGUUUACGGCAGUAUCGGAUAAGAUCGCCGAGAUGGUAGUUUGGUUAGCCAACGAAAUCAAGAGCGGGUGA
Molecule: messenger RNA, 852 nt
Organism: Dichotomopilus funicola
Lineage: Eukaryota; Fungi; Ascomycota; Sordariomycetes; Sordariales; Chaetomiaceae
Product: serine hydrolase FSH
Exons: 2
Coding region: 1-852 (283 amino acids)
Biological process (GO): secondary metabolic process
Cellular component (GO): nucleus; cytoplasm
Molecular function (GO): hydrolase activity
Source: RefSeq, a predicted model, not a curated record